AUGGUGACGGUAACCAUUGUUUUAUAUCUAAGCAAUCGACCUGAUUUUACACGUUAUCGUUCGCAGACAUUUAAUAUUAAUCUCAAACAUUUUUCUUAUAGUUCGAAGGCUACGAUGAAUCUCACUUCAGUAACAUCCCAAAAUAAAUCUUCUCAAUAUCUAUGGUGCGUUAAUCAUUAUGGUCCUAAUAACCAAUUAAAAGAUUUUGUCAAGUGUUGUAUAAUAGCUAUGAUAAAUAACUAUACUCUAGUUAUACCUCCAUUAUAUCCACAUUAUGGAAACAAACAUAGAGGUAUUCAAUGGUUUGAUCAUUUUUAUGAUUUAAAAAAGCUCAGUCAGGCUUUAAAUUUUAUAACACUUGAUCAAUUAAUAUCAAAAUUUAAGACCGAUAAAAAGAAAGUGAUGAUAGAUUGCUACAUUCAACAAAUUGAACUUGUAGCCCAAAGGGCAUGGUAUCCAAGGAAUACAUUAAUAUCAAUACAAAGUUAUUACAGAAUACAUAUUGAUUUUCAUCAUUCAAAAAAUCUUUCUAGAAAUUUUCAGAUGAACGAAUUAUUCAAUAAAUCCAAAGAUUGUUCGUCUAUAUUUCUUCAUAUUCAUUAUACAACAUUCGGACAGUUUUUCUCAUCUCCAAAUAUCUAUAUACAACAAGUUUUUGAACAUUUACAUCAUACUCCAUUAAUUCAACGUAUGACAUCUCAAUUAAUUAAUCAUUUGCCACAAUUAGUAAUCGGAAAAAAUCAUUCUCAAACUGUUCUUAAUACUUUAGCUGUUGUUCAUAUGAGAACCGGUGAUCAUGUCGUCAUGAAUGUAUCUAUGUAUAUUAAACAAAUUUUAUAUUUACUUCAUGAUGGUGUUCAUUUUACACAUUUACAUGUCAUGUGUCCAUAUCUAAACGCUACUGAUAUUAGACAAUUAACUGAUAGUCUUCCAAUAGUAUUUACUACUUCACAGCACUUAUUAGAUCAUGUAAAUUUUGUCCUAGAUCGUUAUUUAUUUGAUGUAUUAGAACAAGAAAUCGCUUAUCAAGCUCCAAUUUUUAUUGCAUCACCUUGGACAACUUAUUCGGCGACAGUCUUGAUGCAAAAAGUAUAUCAACAGAAAGGAAUUGUUUAUGUAUUUUCCACUAAAAAAGAUAACCGUCCAUUACUUGUUACAAAACAAAAUGUGAAAUAUUUCUAA
This is a messenger RNA of Rotaria sp. Silwood1, 1182 nucleotides long. NCBI's taxonomy places the organism in Eukaryota, Metazoa, Rotifera, Eurotatoria, Philodinida, Philodinidae. The record is from the annotation of a GenBank genome assembly.